CAUGACCAUCUCUCUGUUUAGUUUCAAGCUUUGAAGGCAAAAAACAGGAAAAAAGAAAAAAGAACCAAAAAAGACAAAAAGAACCAGUUGGCUCCGCCAAUCAAUAAUCAUGGAAAUGAUAGCGGAGCUGACUGGACACCUCCUCCUCCAAGGGUUCUUCUGUUAGACCUCCUUCCCCUGCUACUUAACUCAUACUGGUUAAUUUAUAUAUAUAAAUAAAACAUAAUAAAAAAUAAAAGGUAUGGAAAAUUUAAAUGGUUCAUCAAACUUGGGAAAUCUCUCAUAUACAGGAAACCAGUUUCAACUUCCCCCAAGAAGUCCAAUUCUUUUCAACUUCCCACCCCACUUCAGUUCUGUGGUGAGAGCAGAAGGUUUCCCAAAUCCUACUCAUGAGUUUCAGGCUUACCACCAGCGCGCUUCAUCUGAUAGCAUCCUCCAAGAAGAGCAACCCUCUUGGCUUGAGGAUCUACUUGAAGAGCCUGACACAGAAACACAAUGUUUUAAAGGUCACAGACGCUCAUUCAGCGACUCGUUCGCAUACUCUGAUGCAACUGUACCAAAGGCAUCUAAAAAUGAAGAACGUGGAUUCAAAGACAUCAAUGCAGGAACUCCAAAUGAAUGUCACAACCAUGAACAUUAUCAUCAUGAAGUUUCACAUGCUCUGCUUCACAAUACAAAUCGCUGCAAGCCUUCUGAUUUGAAUGAGUUUUGGGAAUCAUCUUCUGUCACUGCAGUAACAUACUCAAAUGGAUUCAUGUCGACAAAUGACACUAUGACUCUUCAAACUACAGAGCCUUCAUGCAUUUCAAAGAAAUCUGAUAGCAUAGUAAAGGCAGUUCAAGAAGAGCCUUUUGUGUCUAGUACUGUUGGAAGUGAUAGCUCUCAGAUUACCAAUGCUCCUGCAAACAACAACGACACCAAAUGUUCUAGACAGCAAACCUCUCAUGGAUCUAGGGUGAGGAAACUUCGGUACAUAGUUCAACUUGAAAGGCAUCUCCAAGCUUUACAGGCAAGAGGAUCAGAAGCUUCAGCACAGCUCGAAUUCCUUGACCAGUACAAUCUUAUACUUGGCAUGGAAAAUAGGGCUCUCAAGUAUAGGUUGGACACCUUACAGCAGCAGCAACUCAUAAAAUACACUAGUGAUGACAUAAAAUUGGUAUAUGUGGUUGGUAUAGUGGAGCAUGAAAUGCUUGAGAGAGAAGUUGCAAGGCUCCGAAAUUUAUACCAGCAACAGCAACAGCAGCAGCAGCAGCUGCAACAACAGCAAUCUACACGUCGACGAUCCAAAACUAGAGACCUCGAUUGCCAACAUGCUAACGUCUUUGUUGUAAGACACUAGAGAGAGAGAGAGAGAGAGAGAGAGAAAGAGAGAGAUCAGAGCAUGAACUGGUUAAUCCUUGAAGAAAAAGCAGCAAUUAGCAACUUAGUUGCACCACAUAAGAUUAAACUUUACUGAAGAAACACAAAACUUUUGGAUGGAUCCCAAAAUUCCCUUCAUACCUUUACUACUAUAUUUCAUUUUAACAUAAAUAUAUAUAUUUAUGAAUUCAGAGA
Molecule: messenger RNA, 1554 nt
Organism: Ziziphus jujuba (common jujube)
Lineage: Eukaryota; Viridiplantae; Streptophyta; Magnoliopsida; Rosales; Rhamnaceae
Exons: 5
Coding region: 242-1339 (365 amino acids)
Source: RefSeq, a predicted model, not a curated record